AUGGAAACAACUGUGCUUACUGAGUCAAUUGACCAACUACAUCACCAAGUGACAGAGUCACUGGGAGCUUUCCAAUGCCAGCACGAAGAGGCAGAUCGUGUCGCCGCCCUGAAGGCAGCGCAAAAACUGGUGAAUGCACUACAGAAGCCGCAGGAUUCCGUCUAUCAUCUGGCCUAUUCUCCUACUCACGCCCUGUGUGUGCGCAUUGCCAUCGACAUGAGUAUAUUUACAACGCUGACGGAGCGUAAUGGGCCGGUGUCUCUCAAUGAGCUUGCAGCUGUGAAAAAUGCGAGUCCGAUUCUAGUUGAGCGAGUCCUACGUGUCUUAGUUGGGAUUGACUAUGUUGGCGAAUACGACACGCGCGUUUACACCGCGACUACAAUGACACGCCAGAUGACCGACCGACUCAGUAUUUCGGUGAUCAAGUUCAUAUUUGAUAUUGGCAUGCCCACUCUUGCCAAAAUCCCCGAAUUCCUACGUGACAAGGGCCACCAAAACCCAGAGGGCAUCAUGAAUGGUCCAUUCCAAUUUGCCGAGAAGAUUGACGAGCCAAUUUGGACCUGGUUCCAACGAAAUCCUGAGAGGCUUGAUCUUUCCAAUACCUUUAUGGAGGCUGACCGCGGUGCGCGGCCCAGUUGGCUUGAAUGGUUCCCAGUGGAAGAGCGUCUUCUAUGUGGUGCUCAUCCCGAUGCAGAGACGCUUAUGGUUGAUGUCGCAGGGGGUCGAGGCCAUGAUCUCGCAGCAUUCUUGGAACGGUACCCGGAUGCGAAAGGUCGCUUGGUGCUCCAAGACUUGCCACAUGUUUUGGAAGAGAGUACUAUAAACACGGAGCGUAUUGAAAAGCAACCAUUUGACCUGUUCAAACCACAGCCGAUUCAUGGCGCUCGCAUUUAUUAUAUGAAAUUUAUCCUUCAUGACUGGUCCGACAAGGAUAGUCAAGCUAUUCUUACCCAGCUGGCUGGUGCAUUGAAGCAGGGUUACUCGAAAUUGAUCAUUGAAGAGUUUGUGCUGGCAGAUCGCGAUGGUGCUAUGCUACCGGCGAUGUGGGAUUGGGAAAUGAUGAUUUUCUGUAACAGUAUGGAACGCUCCCAGUCCAAUUGGACAUGCUUGCUAGAAAGUGCUGGAUUCCAGGUUAUCAAGUUCUGGGCACCGCCUGGUGAUGGGCAGGGCAUCAUUGAAGCCGAACUCAAACAAUGA
This is a messenger RNA of Penicillium griseofulvum, 1197 nucleotides long. Its product is annotated as O-methyltransferase, family 2. The transcript has 4 exons. NCBI's taxonomy places the organism in Eukaryota, Fungi, Ascomycota, Eurotiomycetes, Eurotiales, Aspergillaceae. The record is from RefSeq and is a predicted model, not a curated record. The coding region runs from base 1 to 1197 and encodes 398 amino acids. Gene Ontology annotation, molecular function: O-methyltransferase activity.